CUUUGCCCCCUUGUCCUUGCCUGCUACCCAACUUUUCUGUCCUUGUGCUGCUAUCGGGGGCUUCCGCAGCUUCAGGGGAGUCCGAAGCUUUGCAAGCGCGCGAGUAUUUAUUACCAAAAAACAAAACAAAACAAACAAACAAAAAACCCAACCAAAAAACCCACACACACAGGCAGUGCCAGCGGUGGAACAGCGCGCCCUGUACAUACACAGGCCUGCUCCCCCAGGCUUCUCAAGUCAGCUCUGAGUUCCGGAAGUGCACCCCGAAUUCCUCCUCAGCUCCUGUGUUGUCUCCUUCGCGCUUCCUGAGCUCGGAAUGUGGAGUUGCAGAAGAAGAAAGACCCCAGGCCCUGCCCAGUUUGUGUCUGAGCGUCUCCGCCUUGGUCCUCUGGCUGUAAGCCUUCAAGGGCAUCAGCACAUCAGCUCAGACCACUGGACAGAGAGGAGGGCCUAAGGGCUAGGGCCCCAGCCCAGCGGAGUCCUCCCAAACCGUCCCCCAAACAGGAAGGAGCUUGAAGAACAAAAGGGCCCCGACAUAGCCGGGUUUCUCUGGCCUGCGCACAACCCUCAGUGGAAAAGAAGCAGCCAGCUGCAGCGAGCUAACCUGGGCACGGUGGAACAUUACAGCCCUGCGAGCGACUGGGCUCACGCAGGUUCCUGGCUUCGGAUUCCGGCUCCCUGCCUCAGACAGCGCCGGCGCCGCCAAGACGCAGCUUUCGGCACCCACUGAGGGGCUCAGGGCCAUGGGUGCCACUAGAGCGCUGGCUUGCAAACGUGCCAGGGGCUUCUGCGACUCCGGGCCUCCAGCGGGGAGACUCUGCUUGCCUCCCGGCUAUAUUUGUGAUUUACUUUCGUCUUUUGUUGCCCAGAAAAAUAACUGCGGAGAUACUAGGCACUGCCACGAAAUGCUUCUAUUAGUGUCCUCAGUUUAUGCCCCGAGGUCUAAGCAAGACCCCAAUAUCUCAGUCCACGGAUUCUCAGCUCCCAAGCAGGCUCUGUGGCUGCUGGAAGCCUGGGCCCACUCGCUGGUUUUACAGGGAACCCACCGACUUGGAGACCGGCUGGCUCGAGGAAGGGGACCUGGUGGUGAAGAUUCUACAAGCCAGAUGCGUAAGCAAAUCAAAUAGCAAACUAAUAACACAAAAACCAUAUUUACAAGAAAGAAAAAUCGACGCCGGUUAUAAAAGUGCGUGGAAUCUGACCUCGCCUCGGAGAAACACUACACAAAAGCUAUCUUUAAUAGACGCCUGUCAUUUAAGAGCGGCAGGGACACUGUCUCUCUUGCACUGGCAAAAAACAGAGCUGUAAUUGUAGCUGCUGCGGGCAGGAUUUAUUUCUCCAAUUUGGCUAAAUGGCCUCCUCCCUUUCCCCGAAGGUGUUAUCUGUAUUUUCAAAAUUCAGAGCUGCCGGCAGGAUGGCAGAACCGACCCCAAACUCGACACAAAAAUAAGAGGGGCUGCAAAGCGGGCAAAUAAAGUUGCAAAUAAAUUUCAAGUCACCACCUCCCCCUAAUUCUCUGCAUCCUCGCCGGGCGCGCGAUCGGCAGCUGACGGCCUCACAAUUGGUACAUCCUAAUGGAACUGCGAGGGAAAUGCAAUAAUUUUGCCAUAAUGGGCUGUAACCUCAAUUCGACCCCGGCCCUUGCAGCCCGGGGUCGGAAGCGGAGCGAUGCUCCCUGUCUCCAGCGGGUGGCGCUCGAGUCCGACUGAACGGCGGUGGCGGGCGGCGGGCACGCGCCUGGGGCGCGCGCGCCACCCCUCUCGCCUCCACCCAACUCCCCCAUUAGUGCACGAGUUUACCUCUAGAGGUCAUCAGGCAGGAUUUACGACUGGACAACAAAAGCACGUGAUUCGAAGUCGUACCCCAUAUUUGGGUGCCUACGUAGGAGGGAACCAAGUACAUGUCCCAGUCAUUUCCAUAAUUCAUCAUAAAUUGUGCAAGGGUGCUAUAGACGCACAAACGACCGCGAGCCACAAAUCAAGCACACAUAUCAAAAAACAAAUGAGCUCUUAUUUUGUAAACUCAUUUUGCGGUCGCUAUCCAAAUGGCCCGGACUACCAGUUGCAUAAUUAUGGAGAUCAUAGUUCCGUGAGCGAACAAUUCAGGGACUCGGCGAGCAUGCACUCCGGCAGGUACGGCUACGGCUACAAUGGCAUGGAUCUCAGCGUCGGCCGCUCGGGAUCCGGCCACUUUGGCUCCGGGGAGCGCGCCCGCAGCUACGCGGCUGGCGCCAGCGCGGCGCCCGCCGAGCCCAGGUACAGCCAGCCGGCCACGUCCACGCACUCGCCUCCGCCCGACCCGCUGCCCUGCUCCGCCGUGGCCCCCUCGCCCGGCAGCGACAGCCACCACGGCGGGAAAAACUCUCUGGGCAACUCCAGCGGCGCCUCGGCCAACGCCGGCAGCACCCACAUCAACAGCAGAGAGGGGGUUGGCACGGCGUCCGGAGCCGAGGAGGACGCCCCCGCCAGCAGCGAGCAGGCGAGCGCGCAAAGCGAGCCGAGCCCGGCGCCGCCCGCUCAACCCCAGAUCUACCCCUGGAUGCGCAAGCUGCACAUAAGUCAUGACAACAUAGGCGGCCCUGAAGGCAAAAGGGCCCGGACGGCCUACACACGUUACCAGACCCUGGAGCUGGAGAAGGAGUUCCACUUCAACCGCUACCUGACCCGCAGAAGAAGGAUUGAAAUAGCACAUGCUCUUUGCCUCUCCGAGAGACAAAUUAAAAUCUGGUUCCAAAACCGGAGAAUGAAGUGGAAAAAAGAUAAUAAGCUGAAAAGCAUGAGCAUGGCCGCUGCAGGAGGGGCCUUCCGCCCCUGAGCAUUUGAGUGUUUAAAGUACUGAGCAGUAUUAGCGGAUCCCGCUUAGUGUCAGUACUAAGGUGACUUUCUGAAACUCCCUUGUGUUCCUUCUGUGAAGAAGCCCUGUUCUCCUUGCCCUAAUUCAUCUUUUAAUCAUGAGCCUGUUUAUUGCCAUUAUAGCGCCUGUAUACGUAGAUCUGCUUUCUGUUCAUCUCUUUGUCCUGAAUGGCUUUGUCUUGAAAAAAAAAAUAGAUGUUUUAACUUAUUUAUAUGAAGCAAGCUGUGUUACUUGAAGUAACUAUAACAAAAAA
Molecule: messenger RNA, 3106 nt
Organism: Octodon degus (degu)
Lineage: Eukaryota; Metazoa; Chordata; Mammalia; Rodentia; Octodontidae
Gene: Hoxa5
Product: homeobox A5
Exons: 2
Coding region: 1669-2814 (381 amino acids)
Biological process (GO): anterior/posterior pattern specification; regulation of transcription by RNA polymerase II
Cellular component (GO): nucleus
Molecular function (GO): DNA-binding transcription factor activity, RNA polymerase II-specific; RNA polymerase II cis-regulatory region sequence-specific DNA binding
Source: RefSeq, a predicted model, not a curated record